AUGCUCCCUAAUCAACUAUCGCCUCUCAAGCCUGAUGGGCUCGUGCAACAAUGGCUGGCUGAGUCCACAUUGCAACGGGGAGCCCCCGAUUGGCAAGUUCUAAGCACCCAGGCCAAACAUCUCCCUAACAACCUGGAGGGAUUGUCCGCGCUCGGUGUAUCGCGGCAGAAUUCGGCUGGGCAUCUCCCUCUCGAAGACGAAGCCGCUGUUAAGCGAACAGCAUCGAAUACACAUUACCCAGACCUCGGCGAAAAAUACUCCCGGCGCCAAAGGAACAAGACCAGAUAUGACAGAUAUGAAUUGAAAGAGAAAAAACCCAGACAGCCAAAAGGACCUUCCAAAAGAAAAGCCCGCCACAAAUCAGAAGCUGAAUCCCAAGAAGUUUUUCAUGCACCUAACGUUCACACAGAGAGACUGACUCUGAAUCCCACUCUGGGACCUGGUAUUUUCGCAAAAGGGAAAGCAUCUGAGCCAGUCGAAUGGCAAGGGUUACCAGAUCUCACUUUCUCAGAAAUGACCUUUCUCAGAAGGAAAAGAGAACAGGGAGGUAGGCAUUUUAGAGGGAAUCCUGACAGCAGUGCAUUGAAGAGAACGAAGGACAUGCCAAGUGAAGGGAUUUCUCGCUUCUUCUCUCGCCCAGGUCAGAACUCUGCAAGCCCAAAAUCCAAAACAAUGCAACCAUAUCACCUUUCGACGAACCUGUCGCCGACUCGUACACCUAGAGAUGAUGUCGGCCACUCUGAGACAACUGGGCGCCAUGGACUGGAUGGGGGCUCUCUUCGGCAGAAAUCAUGCUCUAGGAGCAUGUCAUCUAAGAAGGCCAGCUCGACCAGUGCGAUCUCCUGGUCAAAAUUGCCCCCAGAUCACAGUGAUCGCCUGCGGAAAGAGCAUCGGCGACCAUGUCACGCAUUACUUGAAGCAUCGACUAUACCUCGACUUCAGGAGGAUGGAAGUCAUUGUAAGGCAUCCAGAACAGCUACAAUGUACUCGAUGAGCUCGCCAAGUAGUCGCCUUUUGAAGGAAUACACAGACAGCGCUCUCUUGUCUGACGUCAAGAAAUGGUCGCGGUUGAAUAAGGAGUAUCUGUCACUGGAGGAUUUGAAGCAACUGGCAAUGAAAACCGCCAAAGAUGAGGCUGUGUCGUUUGGAGACAAUAUCCACCACUUUGAUGACAGUAUCUCAACACCGGAGAGGUGCCCAAAUACCACCACUCACCCCCUUCCCAACCAUGAAUUCAACAAAGAUCUAGCCCAUCAAGCCAGUCGCUUUUCAGAAGGUUCGAUCUCCAGUCCUGUUACAGUCCAAGGGCGGAGCAGAGUGGAAGAGCAAGCACCCCGGGCCAGCCUCCACCACUUAAGUGAGCAUCUGGAGCCUCAACCUGUCCAAUUCCGUCUUUCGAUACAGGACGACCUUGAUUGCCACCUCGAUGGUCAUUUGCUCGAGUACCCUACUCGACAGACUAUCCCACUUAAUGUGAACACAUCGGCCCGGCAGUUCCCGGUGUUGGAAUCUAUAUCCCAGAGUUUACAGUCUCCAGUGUGCAAGGAAUUCUCUCGCAGUGCCCAUCUCAAUAUCUCCCGAGAUUAUGGAACUCCGCCGUAUGAUCCAGAGCAAGAUAGCGAUUCAUUGGAUCCAUUUGACUUCCAGCUAUUAGGAAUCGACCAUAGUGGUUGUAGAGUUUCACUUAGCAUGAUGGAUGCCACCGAGUUGACGAGGCAGGGUCCUCACAUUGUCGGAAACUUGACAUAUCUUCCCAGCCUGCCAAGAAACUCGACUACUUUUGACACAGCCAAUAUGGACGGUACUCUGAUUGAUCCGAAUAUUUACAAUUAUGGAUUUAACAAUCGCUUAACGAUGCAGCCUCCAAGCCCCAAGCAAGUUGCGCAUUCGUUAGGUGACAGAUUGGGACUGAUCUCUCGAAGGCCGGAAGACCCAAUUGAGGAAGGUUUUACAGGUCUUUCAAGGCCGCACAUACUGUAUUGA
Molecule: messenger RNA, 1983 nt
Organism: Exophiala aquamarina CBS 119918
Lineage: Eukaryota; Fungi; Ascomycota; Eurotiomycetes; Chaetothyriales; Herpotrichiellaceae
Exons: 2
Coding region: 1-1983 (660 amino acids)
Source: RefSeq, a predicted model, not a curated record